UAUCGGCACGCAGCCCAAGGCCAAGUCCUCCGCAACUUCUACAACUCGCGCGGACAGUUCCAAGGCAAGGGAUGUAAUGGGACUGCACCGUGUCGGUUUAGUGUCUCGUUUACGAAUGCCAGUCGGUUGCAGUAUUGUAAGAGUAGGCCGAAUUGCACGAAUGAUGGGAAUGAGUAUACGAAGAGGGGCCCUGCGAGGAGGGGUAUUGAUGCUAAAGGAGGAAUUGAGUUUUAUAGAUUGGAGAGUGGGAUGGUGGUGUUUGCGCCGGGUGGGUUGGAGCUUGGGGAGGUGGUUUAUCGGACUGGGGUUGGGAAUUGGACGGUGUUUGAGGAUGGGGACGGGGAUCGGGACGCGUUGGAGGAUGAUGAUAGUAUUCCGGUAGAGGAGGAUAGGGUUGUUGGGGUGGUUGAUGGGUGGGAGGGAUGA
Molecule: messenger RNA, 426 nt
Organism: Aspergillus costaricaensis CBS 115574
Lineage: Eukaryota; Fungi; Ascomycota; Eurotiomycetes; Eurotiales; Aspergillaceae
Exons: 1
Source: RefSeq, a predicted model, not a curated record